UGAUCAUUGGUCACAACCAACAUGCGGCACGCGAACGAUACACAAGCCACUCUGACUUGGCGGGGUAGGUGACAUCACCAGACUGAGCUGUCUAACACUUUUCUGUCCCCCAGGGCACAUCGUCAAUGUGUCGCACCUGCAUAUUCCCCCUUGUCGCUGGUCACGGCAAGCAAACCUGCUUUUUGGAAAGUCCGCCCUAGGACGUUUUGUGCUGGUUGCACUAUUGAGCGCUGCGUGCAUUAAAACACAGCUUCUGCCCUCUUUGGUUUGUCAACGUUGUUCUGCACAAUUUACACCUACAAACCUGUCAUCAAAUUCAUCUCUAGAACGAUAAUACCUCUAAUUUCACACAAACCACCAUUUUCCGACGACUCAGAACAACACAACCAACAUGGACUUCCUCAAGAACGUCACCGGCGAUAAGGAUGCCGCCCAGAAGCCCCAGACCGAGCAGCAGCAGACAACCAACACCGCAGCUGGCGGUGGCGGUUUCAUGGACAAGUUGAGCGGAUUCACUGGUGGCGAUCAGAAGCCUGCGACUGGAACCCAGGAGUCGUCCUCGGGAGGCUUCAUGGACAAACUGAACAGCAUGGCCGGCGGCGGCAAGGAGAGUGAGAAGAACGAGGAUGCCCUCGACAAGGGUAUCGACUGGGUUCAGGAGAACGUCAUGGGCCAAGGACAGCAGAACAACGAGAGUGCGAUUGAGCAGGCCAAGGACAAGCAGAUUGCGGGCUUCAUUAGGGACCAGUACAAGACUACUACUGGUUCUGACUUUCCCAUCAAGGAGAAGGAGACCUGAGUGGCCUUUUCUUUUUCUCUGAAUUGUUUAGGGGUGGCCCUUAGUCAUGAUUUAUGUCCGCGGAAGCCAGUGGUGCAUAUUUUAACCCGUGGCUGAUGAAACGUGUAAACAUGGGCAUCGUGAUCUUUUUUGUUAGAAAGCAAGAAAACGUCUUUCUUGCCGAAACACCAUUACGGCGUGGAAUAAACAAUUCGAUUCUUGUUUGAAAUGCCAAUUCGAUCUGCACACAAUUGCCGUGAGCUGCAACAGUACGAGUAAGGAAUUUACGGAUAGCCGUCUAUGAUUGAUGAAUUCCCUAGCUACUUAGGU
Molecule: messenger RNA, 1108 nt
Organism: Pyricularia grisea
Lineage: Eukaryota; Fungi; Ascomycota; Sordariomycetes; Magnaporthales; Pyriculariaceae
Exons: 2
Coding region: 392-799 (135 amino acids)
Source: RefSeq, a predicted model, not a curated record